GCCAAGAAGUCGAGGGACUGGAGGGAGGCAUAGGCUGAGAUGAACUCUGCCUUGUUGGCCGCAGAUCGGCAGUUCCAGAGGCUACCGGAGACCUGGAACUCCACGUGGGUCGUGCGCGCUGGGACCACCAGAUUAGGGUGGCCGCGGCCACGCGGUGUGGAGCGUUUGUAUGGUCUGUGCAGAGAGGAGAGAACAGGGAUAGAUAGACACAUAGUUGACAGGCUACAGAAGAGGCUACGCUAAUGCAAAGGAGAUUGGAAUGACAAGUGGACUACACGUCUCGAAUGUUCAGAAAGUUAGGCUUACGUAGCAAGAAUCUUAUUGACUAAAAUGAUUGAAAUGAUACAGUACUGCUGGAGUAGGCUAGCUGGCAGUGGCUGCGUUGUUGACUUUGUAGGCUAGCUGGUAGUGGCUGCGAUGUUGACACUACACUAAUCAAGUCGUUCCGUCGAGUGUAAUAGUUUCUACAGUGCUGCUGUAUAACAUGAUGCAGCCACCACCAUGCUUGAAAAUAUGAAGAGAAGUACUCAUAGUGAUGUGUUGUGUUGGAUUUGCCCCCAACAUAACGCUUUGUAUUUUUUUUUGCAGUAUUACUUUAUGCCUUAUUGCAAACAGGAUGCAUGUUUUGGCAUAUUUUUAUUCUGUAUAGGCUUCCUUCUUUUCACUCUGUCAUUUAUGUUAGUAUUGUGGAGUAACUACAAUGUUGUUGAUCCAUCCUCAGUUAUCACCUAUCACAGCCAUUCAACUCGGUUUUAAAAUCACUAUUGGCCAUUGGCCUCAUCAGGCCAAAAUCACAAUUUGCCUCAUCAGGCUAAUUUCUACCAGCAUGUUAAAUGUGCAACCAGAGGGAGAAAAAAACUAGACCACCUUUACUCCAUACACAGAGACGCGUACAAAGCUCUCUCUCGCCCUCCAUUUGGCAAAUCUGACCAUAAUUCUAUCCUGAUUCCUGCUUACAAGCAAAAAUUAAGGCAGGAAGCACCAGUGACUCGGUCAAUAAAAAAGUGGUCAGAUGAAGCAGAUGCUAAACUACAGGACUGUUUUGCUAGCACAGACUGGAAUAUGUUCCGGGAUUCUUCCGAUGGCAUUGAGGAGUAUACCACAGCAGUCACUGGCUUCAUAAAUAAGUGCAUGGAUGACAUCGUCUCCACAGUGACUAUACGUACAUACCCCAACAAGCUAUGGAUUAUAGGCAAUAUCCGCACUGAGCUAAUGGAUAGAGAUGCCACUUCAAGGAGCGGGACUCUAACCCGGAAGCUAUGCCCUCCGACGAACCAUCGAACAGGCAAAGCGUCGAUACAGGACUAAGAUCGAAUCGUACACCGGCUUCGACGCUCGUCGAAUGUGGCAGGGCUUACAAACUAUAAUAGACUACAAAGGGAAGCACAGCCGAGAACUGCCCAUUGACAUGAGCCUACCAGACGAGCUAAAUUACUUCUAUGCUUGCUUCGAGGCAAGUAACACUUGGACUCCCGAGUGGCGCAGCGGUCUAAGGCACUGCAUCUCAGUGCAAGAGGCGUCACUAUAGUACCUGGUUUGAAUCCAGGCUGUAUCACAUCAGGCUGUGACUGAGAGUCGUAGAGGACGACACACAAUUGGCCCAGCGUCAUCCAGACACCGUGCACCUGGCGACCUUGGUUAGCGCAGCAAUUGUGCGACGGACCACUGCGCCACCCAACAUGUUUCAAGCAGACCACCAUAAUUCCUUUGCCCAAGAACACUAAAGUAACCUGCAUGAAUGACUACCGACCCGUUGCACUCACGUCUGUAGCCAUGACGUGCUUUGAACGGCUGGUCAUGGAUCACAUGAACACCAUUAUCCCAGAAACCCUAGACCCACUCAAAUUUGCAUACCGCACUAACACUUCACAUUGCCCUUUCCCACCUAGACAAAAGGAACACCUAUGUGAGAAUGCUAUUCAUUGACUACAGCUCAGCGUUCAACACCAUAGUGCCCUCAAAGCUCAUCACUAAGCUAAAGAUCCUGGGACUAAACAACUCCCCCUGCAACUGGAUCCUGGACUUCCUGACGGGCCUCCCUCGGGAUAAGGGUAGGUAACAACACAGGGGAUCCUCAACACGGGCCCCUCAGGGGUGCGUGCUCAGUCCCCUCCUGUACUCCCUGUUCACUCAUGACUGCACGGCCAGGCACGACUCCAACACCAUCAUUAAGUUUGCCGAUGACACAACAGUGGUAGGCCUGAUCACUGACAACAACAAGAUAGCCUAUAGGAAGAAGGUCAGACAUCUGGCCGUGUGGUGCCAGGACAACAAUGGAGAUGAUUGUGGACUACAGGAAGGGGAGGAAAAGGAGCACGCCCCCAUUCUCUUUGAGGGGCUGUAGUGGAGCAGGUUGAGAGCUUCAAGUUCCUUGGUGUCCACAUCACCAACAAACUAACAUGGUCCAUGCGGUAUCAGAGGAAGGCCAAAAAAAUUGUCAAAGACUCCACCCACCCUAGUCAUAGACUGUUCUCUCUGCUACCGCAUGGUAAGCGGUACCAGAGCGCCAAGUCUAGGUCCAAGAGGCUUCUAAACAGCUUCUACCCUCAAGCCACACAACUCCUGAACAUCUAAUCAAAUGGCUACCCAGACUAUUUGCAUUGCCCUGCCCACCCCCUUUUACACUGCUGCUACUCUGUUAUUAUCUAUGCAUAGUGACUUUAAUAACUCUAACUUCAUGUACAUAUUACCUCAAUUACCUAGACUAACCGGUGCCCCCGCACAUUGACUCUUUACCGGUACCCCCUGUAUAUAGCCUCACUAUUGUUAUUUUACUGCUACUCUUUAAUUAUUUGUUACUUUUUUUUCUUAUACUUAAUUCUUUGUAGGUAUUUUUUUAACUGCAUUUUUGGUUAAGGUCUUAUAAGUAAGCAUUUCACUGUAAGGUCUGCACCUGUUGUAUUCGGCGCAUGUGACAAAUAACAUUUGAUUUGAUCGUGGUGAAAUCCCUGAGCUGUUUCCUUCCUCUCUGGCAACUGAGUCAGGAAGGGCGUCUGUAUCUUUGUAUUGAUACACAAUACAAAGUGUAAAUAAUAACUGCACCACGCUCAAAGGGAUAUUCAAUGUGUUCUUUAUUUUUACCCUACAACUAAUAGGUGCCCUUUGUGAACCAUUGGAAAACCUCCCUGGUCUUUGUGCUUGAAAUUCACUGUUCAACUGAGGGACUUUACAUAUAAUUUGUAUGUGUGGGGUACAGAGAUGGGGCAGUCAUUUAAAAGUAAUGUGAAACACUAUUAUUGCACACAGAGUCAGUCCAUGCAUCGUAUUAUGUGAUGUGUUAAGUACAUCCUGGUUUUGGAAGAGAACGUGAGCCGGGUGCGCCAUUCUCCUUGCGGAGAUGGUGCAAAAUCCACCAACACGGUCGGUCCCUGGGAUUGGGGUGACCAACACGAUUCGGUUUGCUUGGAAGGAAAAGGAGUUGGAGCCUUUAGGACGGGAAACUUUUGGAAGGAGCUUAGUUAAGGUGAGGAUUAGGGCAUUUAUAAUAGGGUAUUGCAAGAGGGGAAAAAAGGGAGGAGAGGAGGGAGGUGGAUCGUAUCCAAAGGUUAAUUGAACUCGAGUACGAGGCAGGCAACCUCGGCGGGUCGUUUGACUGGGAGAGAUCCGCAACCCUAAAGGCGCAGCUCAGGGAGUUGCAGGAGCGGAAGGCUCGAGCUUUCCUGGAGCGUGCGCAUAGUGGCUUUCUAGAACACAAUGAGACUUGUUCUGCUAUGUUCUUUAAGUCGGUUAGGGCCGGACAGAGUAGGAAGGUAAUGCAUGGCGUUAGGGAAGAAAAUGGUAGUAUAGUUAGAGAACCAGAGGAUAUGGUCAGGGUGACAACUGAUCAUUUCCAAGGUUUAUUUAAGGAAAGGGAAAUAGAUGUAGAGCAGGGAAAUGUGUUUUUAGAACACUUGUCCAGGCGGUUGCCGGAGGACAUUAGAGAAGUGAUGGAGGCCCAGAUCUCACUAGAAGAGGUUGAGAGCGCUCUUAGGAGGAUGUGAAAAGGGAAGGUGCCUGGGAUGGAUGGGCUGCCAGUUUUAUCUCAAGUUUCGGGGUAUACUUGGACCAGUGGUCCUCAAAGUCUUGAAGGCCAUCCUUGAGACGGGGGUCCCGGGGGGAUCAAUGGCUGUUGGUGUGCUGUCACUUUUAUAUAAGAAGGGGGAAGUAACAGACCUUGGCAACUGGCGGCCGUUGACCAUGCUGUGUGUAGAUUACAAGCUACUUGCAAAGGUUUUAGGAGACCGGUUGCGCACAGCCCUUCCCUACAUCGUCCAUGAAAAUCAGACGUGCGGGGUAGAGGGCCGCUCUAUUAGAUGGACCCUACAGUUAAUCAGGGACUCCAUCGCUUGGGUUGAAGAUAGAUGACUGCCUUUAAUGGUAGCAGCGCUAGAUCAGGCGAAAGCCUUUGAUCGCGUGAAUAGAUAAUUUUUAUUCAGAGUGUUAGGUCGAUUAGGAUUUGGGGAGAAGUUCAUAGGAUGGAUUCGUACAUUAUAUGUCGGAGCGGGGUGCAGAGAUAGUGUAAAUAGUCGUUUGGGUGAUGUUUUUUGACCUCUCGUCUGGGGUCAGGCAGGGGUGCCCACUCUCGGCUCUCCUCUUCGUUCUGUACAUGGAGCCUCUGGGGGCUGCCAUUAGGGCAGACACAGGGGUGGAAGGCUUGUUGAUCCCUGGAAGUGGUGGGCUGCGUGUUAAGAUGACGCAGUACGCCGACGACACUUCCUUGCUGCUGUGCAAGGACUCGUGCCUAACAAGGUCCCUUGCCAUCUUUGGGGAUUUCACCCGAGCGUCGGGAGCGGUUCUGAACCAUGCAAAGUCUUCCGUCAAGUUUUUCGGAAGAUGGCGCGGUAGAACGGAUGUGCCCGGGGGGUUAUCUCUCUGUGAGGGGGCCCUGAGGAUUCUCGGGGUCCAUUUUGAGACCUCCGGCUCAGCGACGCUAAACUGGAACAUGCGUAUCGCAGUGGUACAGAGGAAGCUAGCAAUGUGGAAGGCUAGGUAUUUGUCUUUUAUGGGCAAAGUCCUGGUCCUAAAGGUGGAUGUGUUGCCGUCUCUUUUGUAUUUGGCGUACAUCUAUACCCAUUGCCGGCUUGUCUGAGGAGGCCUCGAGUGAGGCUUUUGUUUCAGUUCAUGUGGAGUGGCAGGUGCGAGUGUGUCGCCAGGGCACGCAUGUUCUGUCCCAUCGGGGAGGGAGGUAGGGGGGUACCACAUUUCCCCUUCAAGUUGGAUGCAAUUUUUGUUUCUUUCUUGUUAACGGAGCUUGCUCAUCCAGUGAUACACCCGUCCGGUUACCUCCUGCGGGUGUUCUUCUCGUAUCAGGCGAGAAGCGUAAUGGUGUGGUCUAACACGGGUCCUCGGGCGGAACAGCUGCCGUGGCACUUUGGUCAUGCGGCAAAGUGGCUGCGUGCGCACCCUGAGGUUGAAGUUGCCCGAGUAGGUUUAGAUCACAGGCACCUGUACGAGGAGGUCAGAAAGGCAGGGAGUCCGGCGCCUGUAGUAGGAAUCUCGGAAGUGGUCUGGGAGGGAGUGCAGGCGCGGGGUCUGGACAACAGGCUCAAGGACCUGAAUUGGUUGAGCCUCCAUAAGUGCUUGCUGGUACGUUCCAUCAUGUACCGGUAUAGUUUGGUGCAAUCCCCCACCUGUCCAAGAUCCUCUUGUGGCAGGGAGGAGACUGUGCGCCAUGUCUUUUGGGACUGUGCCUUUUCCCGGAGUAGUAUGGGCUAGGGCACGGGUGUUGUUAGGUUUGGUAAGGGGGAUUUUGUAUUGACGUGGGCCAGGUUAAAGAGAGGUGUAGGGAGAAGGGUUGUUACACUUGGGAGGAAAUACUGGCUGGAAGAGAUCGCCUCCCAUGGGAACAGGUGGAGGCACUUAGGAGAGCAGAGGCAGCCGGAGAGAGGAGCCGGCAAUACGAGGGAACACGGUUGGCAAGGAAGCCCGGGAGUCAGCCCCAAAAAUUUAUUGGGGGGGGGGUGCUCACAGGGAGUAUGGCGACGCCAGGUAGGAGACCUACGCCAACUUCCUGUGCUUACCGGGGGGGCGAGAGAGACCGGGCAGGCACCGUGUUAUGCUGUGGAGCGCACGGUGUCCCCAGUGCGGGUGCAUAGCCCGGUGCGGUACAUACCAGCUCCGCGUAUCGGCUAGAGUGAGCAUCGAGCCAAGUGCCAUGAAGCCGGCUCUACGCAUCUGGUCCCCAGUGCGUCUCCUUGGGCCGGCUUAUAUGGCACCAGCCUUGCGCACGGUGUCCCCAAUUCACCUGCAUAGCCCAGUGCGGGCUAUUCCACCUCGCCGCACUGGCAGGACGACCGGGAGCAUUCAACCGGGUAAGGUUGGGCAGGCUCUGUGCUCAUGAGCUCCAGUGCGCCUGCACGGUCCGGUCUAUCCAGUACCACCUCCACACACCAGCCCUCCGGUGGCAGCUCCCCGCACCAGGCUUCCUGUGCGUGUCCUCGGCCCAGUACCACCAGUGCCAGCACCACGCAUCAGGCCUACAGAGCUACUCAGUCCAGCGCUGCCAGAGCCUUCCUCUCCAGCGCCGCCUGAGCCAUCCGUCUGCCCAGCGCCGCCAGUCUGCCCAGCGCUGCCAGUGCCGCCAGUCUGCAAGGAGCCGCCAGUGCCGCCAGUCUGCAAGGAGCCGCCAGUCAGCCAGGGGCCGCCAGUGCCGCCAGUCAGCCAGGGGCCGCCAGUGCCGCCAGUCAGCCAGGGCCGCCAGAGCCCCUCAGCCCAGAGGCGCCAGAGCCUCCGCCCCUCUGUUCCGAUCCUCCGCCCCUCUGUCCAGAGCUUCCGCCCCUCUGUCCAGAGCUGCCCCUCAGUCCAGUGGGGUCAUUUAGUAGGGUCACCGUGGUUAGGAGGCCACGGAAGCAGACAAGAAAGCGGACUAAGACGUUGGUGAAGUGGGGUCCGCGUCCUGCGCCGGAGCCGCCACCGCGGACAGACGCCCACCCAGACCCUCCCCUAUAGGUUAAGGUUUUGCGGCCGGGUCCGCACCUUGGGGGGGGGGGGGGGUACUGUCACAUUCUGACCUUUAUUUCCUUUGUUUUGUCAUUAUUUAGCAUGGUCAGGGCGUGAGUUGCGGUGGGCAGUGUAUGUUUGUUUUUCUAUGAUAUGGGUAUUUCUAUGUUUCGGCCUAGUAUGGUUCUCAAUCAGAGGCAGUUGUCAUUAGUUGUCUCUGAUUGAGAAUCAUACUUAGGUAGCCUGGGUUUCACUGUGUGUUUGUUCCUGUCUCUGUGUCUGCACCAGAUAGGGCUGUUUUUGGUUUUCCACGUUUAUUGUUUUGUAGUGUUUGUGUUUAUUUUUUUAUUAAACGUGAAUCAAUAUAACCACGCUGCGUUUUGGUCCGCCUCUCCUUCAAGUAAAGAAAACCGUUACAUUAAUACUUAAUUAAUUUGUAAACAUUUCUAAAAACAUAAUUCCACUUUGACAUAAUUGGGUAUUUUAUGUAGAUCAUUGACACAAUGUCAAUUUAAUACAUUUUAAAUUCAGGCCGUAAUACAGCAGAAUGUGGAAAACGUCAAGGGGUGUGAAUACUUUCUGAAGGCACUGUACAUAGCUUCUUCAAUUACCUUGUUUCCCCGCACAUCGACUCGGUACUGGUUCUCACUGUAUAUAACCAUGUUCUUUUUUCUCGUUAUUCGUUGUGUAUUUAUUCCUCAUGUCACUUUUUAUAUUGUAUUUUUGUAUCUUUAACUCUGUAUUGUUUGUCUACCUAUGUUUACAGAGCAUGUGACAAGAAAAUGUGAUUUAAUUUUAAUCUAGGGUUAGGGUUGUGGUUAAAGCUAGGGUUAGCGUGAACUGGAAUGUGGUCAUAAAGCUAGGAUUAGGGUUGUGGUUGAAUUGUGAAAAUAAUGAUUCCUCUCAGAUUAUUAGUGAUACAAAGGAAUAAGGAAGUGUUUGGUGCUUCCCCAAGCCUGACAAUGUAGAAAGGUGACUUCCUUGUGUUAGUAAUCUAUUUCACAUCAAUAAAGGGUUGUGACAUACGUCUCCUAUAAUUCAGACGGUUUAUCAGUGUCAUGAGCUACAAGGCAGGUUGAGCACCUUCUCAGAAGAUGUUCUACAUUCAGAUUCUGCGUCCUCCACCUCUCAAUUACAGGUACAUUACUGUAGCAUUGACAUUAUAUAAACUAAAAAGGAAUGACUGUAAACCCUAUCUUUGGUAUUCAGACAAUAUUUACUUUGACGUCUCACCUGUCAAUAAUAGGACAUAUUUGGUUAUAAUUCUGUAGAUAAUGAUGUACUUCACUAGAAAUUUGAUAUCAAACAAAGAUAUGGGAUCUCCACACAUACUGUAGUAUUGGCCACAAACAGUAAAACCAUUCUGAGUUAAUAAUUAUCCAAUUAUCCACCUGACAGGACGUAUCUGCAUACCAAUGGCUCUGCUGGAGAGGUCAGUUCUAAGGUGUGUGUGCAGCCAGUGAAUACUCUGAAACGGACAACCUUAUGUUAGGUCAAUGCCCCAUAUCUUCUAUAUUUAAUUUAGGUCAUUUAGCUGACACUCUUAUCCAGAGGAACAUACAGUUGGUGCAUUAAACUAAGAGGAGAGGAUGGGGAAUGGGACAAAUGUCGACAAUGCCAUACCUAAAUCAUACAGAGAUGCAUUGCUGUCAAUAUACACUAUUGUGCUCGUUGGAGGGACCAUCAGCAUGUCCCUCAUGAUCAACAUCAUCAAGUCCAACGUCCGCUCGGUGACCACUACAGCCGUUCUGAACCUGAUCGUGGUCCACUUCGUCUUCCUCCUGACUGUGCCCUUCCGCCUUUAUUUCUAUGCGGCCGGCGAGUGGCAUCUUGGUACUAACUUCUGCAAAGUGGUCAGUGCCAUGAUCCACGCCCACAUGUACUUAGCCUUCGUCUUCUAUGUGAUCAUUCUGGUGAUCCGCUACCUGAGUUUCUUCAGGAGGUUCAAUCAGGUGGAGUUCUACAGGAGGCUGCACGCCCUGGGGGCUAGUGCUGCUGUCUGGGGCCUCAUGCUCAUUGUGGUGGUCCCUUUGACUGCUGUGAAGUAUGGAUCAUCUACAGAUAAUACAACAACCAAAGACAACCAGUGCUUCAAUUUCGGAAGGAUCUUUGACGAGAAACAUACUGUGGCUGUGCUGAAUUACAUCAUCUGUGCUCUCAUCAUCGUGGUUACAUUGGCCCUGGCCUGUUGCCAAGUGUGGAUUUUGGGCUGUGUGUACAGAACUCACAGGGCGAUGAUCUUCUCUCAACAGGAGUUUUGGGCUCAGAUCAAAAGUCUUUGCUUCAUGCUGGUCAUUAUAGUAUGCUUUGUUCCAUACAAUGUAUUCAGGAUUUACUAUGUGAGUAAUUAUAAUGUCAGUCUCCAAAUGAAGAAUGAGUUUGCCCUUGCUGUCACAACGUUCAGCUGCUUUGACAUGUUGACUUUUAUAGGGAGGGGAUCGUUCAGACCCUGUGAUACAACAUGUUGUGUAUCAUAAGAAUAACAUGAGAAUGUACUUUUUCUUAUGAUAUGUGAUGUAAAGAAUGUAACAUGAGAAUAGGACUCUAUUUGCACCUUAAUUAAUACCAAAUUAUAAAACUGUACAGACUAUUUGAUAUAGUUACUUCACAGCAAACAAUAUCAGAAGUAACAGUUACUUCAGUAUAUACCUCUUUCUAGCAGUUCCCUAAGUGGGAUACGUCCUUCAGGUUAAAUCAGAAAAGACAUGAAAACAAAUAGUGGAGCGGUGUUUAUUGUUCUUGUUGUACAGUUCUGGAACAUGAUACAAAGUAUUUACAUACUCCCACCACAUGGAUGGGUUUCUACAAAUUAGCUAAACUGAUUCUGAUUUAACAGUCACCUACAACUUGGCAUACUGUAACACAUUAGCAUAACAAACAUACAGUGAAUGAUUAAACAUUUUGUGAAUUAUCAAA
This is a messenger RNA of Oncorhynchus masou masou (cherry salmon), 9834 nucleotides long. Its product is annotated as probable G-protein coupled receptor 141. Gene Ontology annotation, biological process: G protein-coupled receptor signaling pathway. Bases 8508 to 9395 code for a protein of 295 amino acids. Gene Ontology annotation, cellular component: membrane. Lineage: Eukaryota; Metazoa; Chordata; Actinopteri; Salmoniformes; Salmonidae. Gene Ontology annotation, molecular function: oxysterol binding; G protein-coupled receptor activity. The record is from RefSeq and is a predicted model, not a curated record. The transcript is spliced from 3 exons.